CGAUAUAUAUAUAUAUCACCAUUCCCCCACCACUUCCCGCUACCGCCGUCAUCACCACCCUCACCACCAUCAUAUGAAUUAAAAAAAAGAAAAAGAGUAGAAUAUGAUGUUGUUAGAGCAGCCACGACUAUCAAACUCACUCCGUGAACCAUUCGACGCCGAUCAAGCUUACCUUCACCGUAAAUCUAUUCUUCAAGCUCACCUUAAUCGUCACAGGUCAGAGAAAUCACAUGAUGAGUUCGAAGUUGCUCGGAAAAUUGUUUAUCGAUGGGACGAAGCGUCUACUGAAGUUCGACAAGCAUACAAACAAUUUGUUGGGGCUGUGGUCGAGUUGAUUGAUGGAGUGGAAAUAAAUGAGGAGUUUAAAGAAGUGGCAUUGGCAGUACAUAGGCUGUUUGGUUCUCAUGGCGAGGAGGAAGAAGUAAAUAGAAGGUUCAUCGAGAAGAAAUCUGAAUUGCAAAAACUACUUGGUCAUGUGGUUUCGGAUGCAAAGCUACAGAAAGUUGUUAAUGCCAUUCAAAGUCUUUCCAAUUUGCAGCCAGACAACCAUGAGAUACAAGUAAACGGGAACGAUGAUGGUCAAGAAUUUGGUGCGGAUCUGGUCUUUCAUAACCCUUCCCGGUUCUUGGUUGAUGCUUCUUUUGAGGGAGAUCUGUGUGGGGAGUUUAAAAAUGUAACUUCUACUUCACUUCAUGGAGAGUGGUACGAUCACAGUGAGAGCACAAAUCGCCAUUCUGCUGUUGGAACAUUUGAUUUAGGAUGGUUAAGCGAUGAAUGCAGCAGAAUAGUAAAUCGUAGUACUUCUCAGCUUCCUCAAGAUGAACUAGCAAUGGCAAUUUGCCGGGUACUUGAUUCAGACAAGGCCGGGGAUGAGAUAGCUGGUGAUUUAUUGGAUCUAGUAGGUGACGGUGCAUUUGAAACGGUCCAAAACCUUAUUGCGCAUAGGAAGGAUCUUGUCGAUGCCAUUCACCAUGGAAUGUUGAACUUAAAAUCUGAAAAGGUGGUUUCUAGUUCUCAACAACGCAUGCCUAGCUAUGGUACUCAGGUUACUGUUCAAACAGAAUCGGAAAAACAGUUUGAUAAAUUAAGACGCAAAGAGGAAAAGAAACAUAAACGCGGGACAGAUUAUGGGUUUGACAGCGAUUUGUCUGUAAUGAGUUUUCAUUCUUUGCUUCAAGCAAGUGCAAAGAAAAGCCCGUUUGAUGAUCUGAUUGGACAUGGUGAAGGGUCCAACACAGCAGCUACUGCACUUCCUGAGGGAACUACUCGGAAACAUCAUAAGGGAUAUGAAGAAGUUUCCAUUCCACCUACACAGACUGCACCCAUGAGGCCUGGAGAAAAGCUGAUUGAAAUAAAGGAGUUGGAUGAAUUUGCACAAGCUGCUUUUCAAGGCUACAAGACACUCAACCGUAUUCAGAGCAGAAUAUUUCAAACUACUUACCAUACUAAUGAGAACAUUCUGGUCUGCGCUCCAACUGGAGCCGGUAAAACAAACAUAGCUAUGAUUGCUGUUCUGCAUGAGAUAGGACAGCACUUCAAAGAUGGUUACUUGCAUAAAGAUGAGUUUAAGAUAGUUUAUGUUGCUCCAAUGAAGGCUUUAGCAUCUGAAGUUACCAAAGCAUUUAGCCAUCGAUUAGCUCCGUUGAACAUGAUUGUAAGAGAACUUACUGGCGACAUGCAGCUUUCAAAGAAUGAACUUGAAGAAACUCAGAUGAUUGUGACAACACCUGAGAAAUGGGAUGUAAUUACCCGUAAAAGUAGUGACAUGUCUCUCUCGAUGCUGGUAAAGCUCCUAAUCAUUGAUGAAGUGCAUCUGCUGAAUGAUGAUAGAGGGCCUGUUAUAGAAGCAUUAGUGGCUCGUACUCUUCGUCAGGUGGAGUCAACGCAGUCCAUGAUCCGUAUUGUGGGCCUUUCAGCUACUCUUCCCAAUUAUUUGGAGGUGGCACAAUUCUUGAGGGUUAAUCCGGAGGCAGGUCUUUUCUUCUUUGAUUCUAGCUACCGUCCUGUGCCUCUCGCACAGCAAUAUAUUGGAAUUUCGGAACCGAACUAUCUAGCAAGGAAUGAUCUGUUGAAUGAAAUUUGCUACAAAAAAGUUGUUGAAUCCUUGAAGCAAGGGCACCAGGUGAUGGUGUUUGUUCAUUCUCGUAAAGACACUGGAAAGACAGCGGAUAAGCUGAUUGACCUUGCUCGGAAAUAUGAUGAACUAGAUCUCUUUGCAAAUGAUGAACAUCCUCAGUUUCAGCUGUUCAAGAUGGAAGUUUCAAAGUCCAGAAACAAACAGCUUGCCCAGCUCUUUGAAUUAGGAGCUGGCAUUCAUCACGCAGGGAUGUUGCGUGCUGAUAGAGGUUUGACUGAGCGGCUUUUCUCUGAUGGAUUGUUGAAAGUCCUUGUUUGUACGGCAACUUUGGCAUGGGGAGUAAAUCUACCUGCACACACUGUUGUGAUCAAGGGAACUCAAAUAUAUGACGCAAAGGCUGGUGGAUGGCGAGAUCUGGGUAUGCUGGAUGUUAUGCAGAUAUUCGGACGUGCUGGAAGACCUCAGUUUGAUAAAAGUGGCGAAGGCAUUAUAAUUACGUCUCAUGAUAAAUUAUCCCACUAUCUGCGACUUUUGACAAGUCAACUUCCCAUAGAAAGCCAGUUUCUCAGCUCCUUGAAAGAUAACUUAAAUGCAGAGGUGACAUUGGGAACUGUAACAAAUGUGAAGGAAGCAUGUGCAUGGCUUGGAUACACUUACCUUUUCAUAAGGAUGAAAAUGAAUCCUUUGGCAUAUGGUAUUGGGUGGGAUGAGGUUGUUGCAGAUCCUUCAUUGGGUUUUAAGCAAAGAUCUUUUGUUACUGAUGCUGCACGUGCACUUGACAAAGCUAAAAUGAUGCGGUUUGAUGAAAAAAGUGGGAAUUUCUAUUGUACUGAACUUGGUCGCAUUGCUAGUCACUUCUACAUCCAUUAUUCUAGUGUUGAGACAUACAAUGAGAUGCUUAGGCGCCAUAUGAGUGAUAGCGAGAUAAUUGACAUGGUGGCUCAUUCUUCGGAGUUUGAAAAUAUCGUUGUUCGGGAGGAGGAGCAAAAUGAAUUAGAAAAUUUGGCACGCACGGUCUGUCCAUUAGAAGUUAAGGGCGGUCCCACUAAUAAAUAUGGAAAAGUAUCUAUUUUAAUCCAGUUAUAUAUAUCUCGUGGAUCGAUAGAUGCAUUUUCUUUAAUUUCUGAUGCAGCAUAUAUAAGUGCGAGCUUGGCGCGUAUAAUGAGGGCUCUUUUCGAAAUUUGUUUGCGUAGAGGAUGGUGUGAGAUGACGUCCUUCAUGUUAGAGUAUUGCAAGGCUGUUGACCGUCAAAUAUGGCCCCAUCAGCAUCCUUUCAGACAAUUUGACAGAGACAUCUCACCAGAGAUACUUCGGAAGUUAGAAGAACAAGAAAUUGACCUGGACCAUCUCCAAGAGAUGCAGGAGAAGGAAAUAGGAGCUAUGAUCCGUUACGCACCUGGUGGAAGGGUAGUGAAGCAGUAUUUAGGCUUUUUCCCAUCCAUUUUGUUGACUGCUACAGUAAGUCCAAUCACCAGAACCGUGUUAAAGAUAGAUCUGGUCUUAUCUCCAGAUUUUGUGUGGAAAGAUCGUUGGCAUGGUGCCGCACAACGCUGGUGGAUUCUUGUUGAGGAUUCAGAGAAUGAUCAUAUCUACCACUCAGAGCUUUUCACAUUGACCAAGCGAGCGGCAAAAGGAGAGCCACGGAAGCUUUCUUUCACUGUGCCCAUAUUUGAACCACAUCCUCCCCAAUACUACAUUCGUGCUGUAUCUGAUUCAUGGUUGCAGGCUGAGGCUUUUUAUACAGUUUCCUUUAAGAACCUUGCCCUGCCAGAGAGCCAUACAACUCAUACCGAACUUCUAGAUCUGAAGCCGCUUCCCGUGACUGCACUUGGCAACAAGGUUUAUGAAGCUUUGUACGGAUUUUCGCACUUCAAUCCUAUUCAAACUCAGGCUUUUCAUGUUUUAUAUCACAAACAGAACAACAUCCUCUUAGGAGCUCCUACUGGAAGUGGUAAAACUAUAUCUGCAGAGCUCGCUAUGCUUCAUCUAUUCAAUACAGCUCCUGAUAUGAAGGUUAUCUACAUAGCACCAUUGAAGGCCAUUGUUCGAGAAAGAAUGAAUGAUUGGAAGAAUGGACUUGUCUCUAAACUUGGAAAGAAGAUGGUUGAAAUGACUGGUGAUUACACACCAGAUAUGAUGGCCCUCAUGUCAGCAGAUAUCAUUAUAUCAACUCCUGAAAAGUGGGAUGGUAUUAGUCGUAAUUGGCACAGCCGAAGUUAUGUUACGAAGGUUGGUCUUAUGAUUUUGGACGAGAUUCACCUACUUGGAGCGGAUCGAGGACCUAUACUUGAGGUCAUCGUCUCAAGGAUGAGAUACAUAUCAUCACAAACGGAGCGGCCUGUUCGGUUUGUUGGAUUGUCAACAGCACUAGCAAAUGCACAGAAUCUAGCUGACUGGUUGGGUGUCGAGGAGAUUGGUUUGUUUAAUUUCAAGCCAAGUGUAAGGCCUGUGCCUCUUGAAGUUCAUAUACAGGGAUAUCCAGGGAAGUUCUACUGUCCAAGAAUGAAUAGCAUGAAUAAGCCUACUUAUGCUGCCAUAUGUACACAUUCACCUACAAAGCCUGUUCUAAUAUUUGUUUCAUCUCGCCGGCAAACAAGGUUGACUGCAUUAGACCUCAUUCAGUUUGCAGCUUCAGAUGAACAUCCAGUACAGUUUUUGGCCAUGCAAGAGGAAGCAUUGCAAAUGGUUGUUUCUCAGAUCACUGAUCAGAAUCUCAGGCACACUCUACAAUUUGGUAUUGGGUUACAUCAUGCAGGAUUGAAUGACAAAGAUAGAUCUCUCGUGGAGGAACUGUUUGCAAACAACAAGAUUCAGGUACUGGUUUGCACAAGUACGUUAGCUUGGGGGGUAAACCUUCCUGCUCAUUUGGUUAUAAUAAAGGGAACAGAGUAUUAUGAUGGGAAGGCCAAGCGUUAUGUUGAUUUUCCAAUUACAGACAUCUUGCAAAUGAUGGGCCGUGCAGGUCGUCCUCAGUAUGAUCAGCAUGGGAAAGCUGUUAUUCUUGUUCAUGAUCCCAAAAAAAGCUUUUAUAAGAAGUUCCUUUAUGAACCAUUUCCAGUUGAGAGCAGUCUUCGAGACCAGCUCCAUGAUCACAUUAAUGCUGAAAUAGUUUCUGGGACAAUUUCUCAUAAGCAGGACGCAGUACAUUAUUUGACCUGGACAUAUCUUUUCCGCAGGCUGAUGGUUAAUCCAGCUUAUUAUGGGUUGGAGGAAUGUGAUCCUGAAAGUCUAAAUUCUUACUUAUCCAGCCUAGUACAGAACACAUUUGAAGAUUUAGAAGAUGGCGGAUGCAUUAAAAUGGAUGAAGAUAAUGUGGAGCCCACAAUGUUGGGCUCAAUAGCAUCACAGUACUAUUUGAAAUACAUGACAAUUUCCAUGUUCGCUUCAAAUAUAGGGCCAGAUACCUCUCUUGAAGUUUUCCUUAAUGUACUUUCUGCUGCUUCUGAAUACGAUGAACUUCCUGUUCGUCAUAAUGAGGAAAAUUACAAUGAAGGGUUGUCAGCAAAAGUUCCAUAUGCAGUGGACAAGGAUCGCUUUGAUGAUCCACAUGUUAAAACAAAUUUACUUUUUCAGGCACAUUUCUCUCAGGUAGAACUACCAAUCAGCGACUAUUACACCGACUUAAAGUCAGUGUUGGAUCAGAGUAUACGUGUAAUACAAGCAAUGAUAGACGUAUGUGCAAAUAGUGGAUGGCUCUCGAGUUCUAUUACGUGUAUGCAUCUUCUUCAGAUGGUCAUGCAGGGUAUGUGGUUUGAGAGGGAUUCUCCCCUAUGGAUGCUGCCAUGCAUGACUGAUGACCUUGUCAGUUUGUUGCAAAAAGGUGGAAUUUCGUGUGUACAACAACUGUUGGAUCUAUCAAAGACGAAUAUGCAAUCUAGGUUUGGAAAUAUCACUUCAAAACUACAGCAGGAUCUACAGCAUUUUCCCCGUAUUCAAGUCAACUUUAGAAUUCAAGGAACAAAUGUAGGCAAUGAUGAAAUCCCGAGUCUUAGCAUUCGGUUGGAGAAAUCCAACCGCAGAAAAACAGCAAGAGCUUUUACACCUCGUUUUCCCAAGUUAAAAGAUGAAGCCUGGUGGUUGGUUAUUGGAAACACUUUGACUUCUGAAUUACACGCUAUAAAAAGGAUUUCUUUCACAGAACGUUUGGUUACCCGCAUGAAGUUACCGCAAAGCACCACUAGUUUCCAGGGAAUGAAGCUACUUCUUAUCUCAGAUUGUUAUCUUGGAUUUGAUCAAGAAUACUCUAUUGAACAACUUAUGGAAUCUUGGUAAAUCAACAUCUGGUGUAAAUAUGCUUUUUCACAAGGAUGCUGUUUCAGUUACCCGUUAAUACCAUGAACUUGAAGCAGUAUAUGCAUCUAUAUAGAAACCAGCAUGAUAAUCUCAAAUUUUGCUUCUUCGACUGAGCCCUUUCAGCUAAUAACCAUCAUCAGUUUUUGAUAUCAAUGGUUCAACACUCUUUGGUAUUCUAAAUCCUUGAGUUGUAUUGCACUAUUGAUAUCAACUUAUCAUGCGAAAAAAAAUAUAAGAUAUGAUCUUAUUUAUUGUUUGAAUAAGAUGUUACUCGUGUUGCUACUGUUUUAGGAUCGUGAUCUCGUGGAGGCAAAUGAAACUGGAAAACAUGUUAUAUAAUCAAACUUGUCAUGGCUCGUUCUAUGACAUGAAUUGCCCUGCUUUCGUGUUUUCUAACCAAAUUCUCCACUUACCAUUGCAAGUAAAAGUACUUCAAAUUAAUAUAAUAUUUGUUUUUUAAUUCA
Erigeron canadensis is the source of this 6834-nucleotide messenger RNA. RefSeq names its product DExH-box ATP-dependent RNA helicase DExH14. Gene Ontology annotation, molecular function: nucleic acid binding; ATP hydrolysis activity; ATP binding. Bases 104 to 6349 code for a protein of 2081 amino acids. The transcript has 49 exons. NCBI's taxonomy places the organism in Eukaryota, Viridiplantae, Streptophyta, Magnoliopsida, Asterales, Asteraceae. The record is from RefSeq and is a predicted model, not a curated record.